GUUUAUGUCAAAUCUGACUCCUAAUCAUAAAGGUUUCAAAUCUGGUUAGCAAAUAAUAUUUUGGUUAGAAUGAAUUUUUAUGUCAAAUAUGUACAAUGACAUAUUCACUUAAGACUUGACAUCUCCUUGGAGAUGCUCUAAUGCCACGCUUGUUUACUACUGGACUAGUUCAAAGACACUUCUGAAGCUGCAGUUUCGGGAAUUAAGAGCAUAGUGAGGUCUUGUAUCAAAUCAGGCACCAUAAAGCGCCUCAUUUACACAGCCUCUGUGGUGGCCGCAUCACCAAUCAAAGACUCUGGAAAUGGCUUCAAACAGUUUAUGGAUGAGUCCUGUUGGACUCCCCUCAAUCUUUCAUUAGCCUUUGCCAAUAAAGUAUUGAUUGACUAUACACACUCAAAGAGCCUUUCAGAGAAAGAAGUGUUGAAGCACACUAGUGGUGACCUUGAAGUGGUCAGCAUUGCUUGUGGCCUAGUGGGAGGGGACACACUUCUCACUACUAUGCCUGAGAGCAUGGGAGUGCUCAUUUCACAAAUCACAAAAGAUAGUAGGAGAUACCAAACCCUGAGAUUUUUGGAGGAAUUGCUUGGUAAAGUUCCAAUCGUGCACAUUGAAGAUGUUUGUGAGGCACACAUAUUAUGCAUGGAGAAGCCUUCCAUCAAUGGCAGAUUUCUAUGUGUUAGUGCAUAUUUGUCUUCAGCAGAGAUAGCAUCUCACUGGGAAAAAAAUUACCCAAGUCUCAAAAUAGCUGAAGAGUUUGUGGAAGAUUCAGGGAGAGACAUUGGCUGGGGUUCCACAAAGCUUAAGAAAAUUGGAUUUGAGUACAAAUUUGAUGCCAAGGUGAUAUUAGAUGACACUCUAAAGUGGGCCCAAAAGAUGGGUGAGUUUGCUUCCAGCCAAAAUACUGUUGUACCCAAGUAAUGACCAAUGAGAAAUAAAUAACUUGCCUCUGAUCGGUGAUCAGUCAAUUGCAGCAGUUAAGAAGUUCGAAGUUCGAUAAUAUUUA
Molecule: messenger RNA, 1003 nt
Organism: Malus domestica (apple)
Lineage: Eukaryota; Viridiplantae; Streptophyta; Magnoliopsida; Rosales; Rosaceae
Product: NADPH HC-toxin reductase 1-like
Molecular function (GO): oxidoreductase activity, acting on the CH-OH group of donors, NAD or NADP as acceptor
Source: RefSeq, a predicted model, not a curated record